Molecule: messenger RNA, 2809 nt
Organism: Carassius gibelio (silver crucian carp)
Lineage: Eukaryota; Metazoa; Chordata; Actinopteri; Cypriniformes; Cyprinidae
Product: zeta-sarcoglycan-like
Exons: 7
Coding region: 1-903 (300 amino acids)
Biological process (GO): heart contraction; cardiac muscle tissue development
Cellular component (GO): sarcolemma; sarcoglycan complex
Source: RefSeq, a predicted model, not a curated record
AUGACUCAGGAGCAGUACAUCCUGGCAUCUCAGCCAAACCCCCUCCAAAGGCCGGGAUGUGCUACUGUGUACCCGGUUGGGAUUUAUGGCUGGCGAAAGCGCUGUCUCUAUUUCUUCAUCCUUCUCCUCCUUGUCACCAUGAUCGUCAACCUAGCCUUGACCAUAUGGAUUCUAAAGGUCAUGAACUUCACAGUGGAUGGCAUGGGCAAUCUCCGUGUAACCAAAGAGGGCAUCAGAUUAGAGGGAGUUUCGGAGUUCCUCCUUCCACUUUAUGUGAAAGAGAUCAAAUCCAGACGGGACAGUCCUCUGGUCUUACAGUCAGACCGCAAUGUGACGGUGAAUGCACGAAAUAACCUUGGCCAGCUGACAGGACAGCUCACUGUGGGCUCUGAGAGGGUAGAAGCCCAGUGUCAGCGAUUCGAGGUGAGAAGUAGAGAUGGGGAGAGAGUUCUCUUCUCUGCUGAUGAAGAGGAGAUCAGUAUUGGCACAGAUAAACUAAGGGUCACAGGCAACGAGGGAGUUGUGUUCAGUCAUUCGUUGGAAACACCACAUGUUCGAGCUGAACCAUUCCAAGACCUGAAGCUAGAGUCUCCGACGAGGACACUGACACUGGAGGCUCCAAAAGGCGUUGAAGUCAAUGCAGGAGUAGGGGAAUUCAAAGCUUCUUGUAGGAAAGAUCUCACUUUAGAGUCUUCAGAAGGAGAGAUCUUUCUAAACGCAAAGUCAAUCCGUCUUGGAAAUCUUCCACACGGGAGCGUGGACCCUUUGCUCGGCCCAGGGACCACAUACCCCAAACAGACUGUGUACGAGGUGUGUGUAUGCCCCAGCGGCAAGCUGUAUCUGUCUCCAGCAGAGAGCUCCUCCACCUGCCAGACCACUAACAGUGUGUGUCUCUGGAGCUGAGAAAGGUGGGUGGGCCAUGGACCACCCAGCACCAGAAAGGCCUUCCUUCACCUUUCCAACCCUGUUCCUUCCCCUUCUUCCUCUACUUUCUGUGACCGCUUUUCUUUCUCAAAACAUUUCUGUUGAGCCUUUUCUUUAUCCACCCAUCCAUCAAGCUGUCCAUAUCCCUAUCUAUCUAUCUAUCUAUCUAUCUAUCUAUCUAUCUAUCUAUCUAUCUAUCUAUCUAUCUAUCUAUCUAUCUAUCUAUCUAUCUAUCUAUCUAUCUUUCUAUCUAUCUAUCUAUCUAUCUAUCUAUCUAUCUAUCUAUCUAUCUAUCUGUCUAUGUGUCUGUCUGUCUGUCUGUCCAUCUGUCAAUCUGUCUGUCACUCGCAGGGGUCUCCAACAUAUUGAUUGCGAUUGACUGGUACAUCUUUAUCACCCAAAAAAUAACAGUAAAAUAAAGUACAAAAAUGCUUUACAUUUCUCCAUUCUUUGUACAGUAUUUUUUGUACUUAAUUUUCUGUUAUUUUUGGGAGCUACUGUGACAGUGACAAAGAAAAGUAUAACGUAAAGGAAGUUAACAGAGGUAGACGAUGCUGAAGACAAGCGCAAAGAGGAGAAAAUACUGUAGCAGGCCAAGAACAAGCUCGCUGUUCAAAAUUCUUGAAAUAUAGGAAGAAAAUGUGAGGUUAUAUUAAUGUAUCACUGAAAGGAACUGUCUUGAGAAAAGUGUUGAUGGCAAUAAUGGCAUUUUCUUCUCUUAUCUCUAUAUAAAGAGCAGCUCUGCUUUGUUUACAGCAGCAACCAAGAAAACGCUAUAUCGGGGCUGAUACAUAAGCGCCACCUGCUGUCAGAGAGUGAAUUUUGCGUAUCAUUCAGACAUUAUGUUUUUGUUUCAUGCAUAUGUUUUAUGUAGCCAAAAAAAAAAGAAAGAAAAAAGGCUAAAGUCAGACCAUUCUGUUUUUGCUUUAAAUCCUGAAAGUAUACUGUAUAAUUCAAAUCAAAAACAACUGUUCAUGGAACGUGUGUAGCAUCAUUGUUUGGAUCGUGAUUAAGAUGCAUUGGUGGCCUUUAAUUUCAAAUGCCUACUAAUGUUUUGGUUUAUUUGUAUUUAUUUUUCAAUCUGAUUCUGAUUCUGCAACAGUUAUGAUCAGUGUAUCACUAAUUCAAAUACUAAAUAAAAUGCCUCAUAUUAGAAGUACAAGCUGAGAUUCUUCAAUAUUUAGGUCAUGGAUCCUGGGCUUAAAAAUGUUGGUGACCACUGGUCUACAGUAUCUGUCUGUUCCAUCCCCACUUCACACAUUGACCAUACAUCACUCUUUCCCUUUUUUUUUAAUUUUUGGUUGUUUUCUCUUUCUCUUGUCUAUUCUCAUCCUCUUUCAGUGUAUCCUCUUUCCUAUCUUCCUCUUCCCCUUUGUCCUCUCAAGCAGAAAUCAGGAAUCAUUAGGCGUAUCUUGGCUAGGUUGAAGCUGCAUCUUCCCAAUCUGUAAAUGGAGCAGAAACUCUUUUUUCCUCUCUAUUUUUUGUGUUUUGUUCCUCCUUUUUUUCUUUUUUCUUUUUGUAUGAGCAUCUGACUCAGUGGAGGAUUGUGUGCCGGGACGCUGGACUGCACUUGUGAAUGAGCACACACACGGCGACCUGCAAACGAACGUGUGUUUUUCUAAAAAUACAAAGGUGCCUUUGCUACUGUUAGUAAAGCACAUCACCUGUAACUCUCCCUCCACGUGCAGUGAGACUUAGCUCCACUAGGAAAACUGAUCGAACAAACCCUCUCCUCUCUUUUAUUUCCUGGGUCAAAAAGACACUAUAAUGAACAGAAAAUAAAACAAAAACUUACUUUCCUCUUGGAUGUUUCUUUUUGGAAAAAAAAGCACAAACUUAUGCCAUGUACAUAACAACAUUAAUAAAUAAUAAUAAAAAAGAGAAA